Messenger RNA from Ziziphus jujuba (common jujube), 2052 nucleotides. Its product is annotated as mitogen-activated protein kinase kinase kinase 18. The transcript has a single exon. The record is from RefSeq and is a predicted model, not a curated record. The coding region runs from base 541 to 2037 and encodes 498 amino acids. NCBI's taxonomy places the organism in Eukaryota, Viridiplantae, Streptophyta, Magnoliopsida, Rosales, Rhamnaceae. Gene Ontology annotation, biological process: protein phosphorylation. Gene Ontology annotation, molecular function: protein kinase activity; ATP binding.
UUCAAAACAUUGGAAUAGACCAUUCAAUUAUUUAAAACAAAAUAAGGAAAAAAAAAAAAAGUUUUCAAAAUCCAUUGUAUAUAUGGUGAUCGAGCUAACAUCUCCCCUGGCAAUUUGUACUGCUUUCGAGUGAGCACGUGACAGCACAUGAUGUGAAGAAUAAUUGAUGGCUAAGCUAAGUAACGGCAGGCCAAUGCUUGUCAAUCAUAUCAACCUUUCGCCACGUGGAUGCCUCUAAAGAGGGCUUGAGUAUAGCGGCCGCCCAUCGAUCAGAAAGCCAACAAAGCAAAAAAGUAAUAGAAAAAUAGUUUAAAACAUAAAAUAAAGCCAUAGAGCUUCUUGGCUGCGUAUGACCAAUCACGCUCUGCCAAAACCUGCCAAACAAAGAUUGUUAAUUUGCCAGUUUUCCACCACCGUCCAUUCCAUUUAUAUAUAAGCUCCUUAUUCAGCUUCCUACCAACCAAAAACCCACAAAAAAAAAAAAAUUUCUUUUACCCAUUUUCUUCUACUUCUCUCUGGUUAGCUCCUCUUCCUACCAAAAUGGAGUCUUGUUGGAGUAGAGGUCCAAUCAUCGGCCGUGGCUCUACUGCCACCGUCUUUAUCGCUAUGGCUAACGGGUCAGGCGAAGAAUUCGCAAUCAAGUCCGCCGACCUUUCGAAAUCGGAAUUUGUUCAAAGGGAGCAAAAGAUUUUGUCUUCUUUAAGCUCAUGUCCUCAAAUUAUAGCAUACAGAGGAUGUGAUAUUUCGACGGAAAAUGGCCGGGUUCUGUACAAUCUUCGCAUGGAAUACGCAGCAGGUGGUACGCUUUACGAUGAGAUUCGCCGGCAAGGUGGGUGGCUAAAGGAGGCGGAAAUCAGAUCCUAUACGAGGCAAAUUCUGAUGGGGCUACAGUUUCUUCAUUCUCGAGGAAUAGUGCAUUGUGAUAUAAAGGCCCAGAAUGUUUUGGCCACCGAAAGGGGAAUGAUCAAAAUAGCUGACUUUGGUUGUGCUCGGCGAGUCGUUGAGGUGCCAGCAUCUGAUUGGGUGCCUAUUGCUGGGACCCCUGUUUAUAUGGCCCCUGAGGUGGCUCGUGGGGAACAACAACAAUUCCCUGCUGACUUGUGGGCUCUUGGAUGUACAAUCGUAGAGAUGGCUACAGGGAAACCUCCCUGGACCGAUGAAUCCGACCCAGUAUCAGUCCUUUACCGGAUCGGGUUUUCCAACUGUGGACCGGAGAUUCCAUGUUUCAUGUCACCGCAAGCUAAGGACUUUCUUACCAAGUGUUUGAAGAGAGACCCGCUAGAGAGGUGGUCCGCAAGUGAGCUUCUUAAUCAUGCUUUUCUUGAGGAGCCCGAAUUCUGUACAGAGGAAAGUGAUAUUUGUAAAUUGGAUAGUCCGAAGUGUGUAUUGGAUUAUGGGUUAUGGGAGUCGGAGUCAGAGGAGGGUUUAGAGAAGAAUCCAAGUCCGACCCAUCAACGAUCCACAAAAUCUCCUGCGGAAAGAAUCCGAGGAUUGAGUGAAGGCAGUGAGAUGUGGGGUAUGGGAAUGGACGAUUGGGAUGAAGAAUGGGUGACGGUGAGAGAUAUUGGUAAGGAAGAGCGUACGUUGGAUUCUAAUGACCUGUUUAAUGGCGUAGACACAAAAUGGGGCAGAAAGGAGUAUGAUUUGGAUUCUCCUACCCCCACCAAAUAUUCUACUUUCUGGGAAAAUUAUAUGGGUAGCAGAGGCAAUGCCAAUAUUGCUAAUAGUAAUAGUAAUAGUAAUAGUAAUAGUAAUAGGGAUUGGCAAAAAGUGUCUUCCAUGGCCUUUGAAUGCAUCAAAGAUGUAGUUUGUGGUUGCCUCAAUUUUAAUGAAAAGGAAUUAUGGUUUUUUGUGCAUGUUCAGUUCACUUCUUUCUUUUGGGCUUGGGCUACAUUUCAUAUAGUUACCCAAAAAAAAAAUAGAAAAAUAAAAAAAUUCACAUUUCUUUCUUUCCUUUUUUUUCUUUUAUUAUUAUUAUUUUGUGAAUAUUCAUAUUUCUUAUUAGACAGACACGGCUUUAAAGUCAAACUUUCGUAACUUUUACAAGCAGAC